AUGCCACAACCUCAGAAUUCAACGUUCCUGGUGAACGGAGAGGUGGUACCGCCGGUGUACCUGAACCGAACGUGGAAUACAACGACGGUGAACCAGCUGCUCGGGUUACCAGGUAUGUUCUCAACAUUUACUGCACCAGAACUACUGCGACUUCGAGGGAUCGCAAUAACAUCAUCGUCAAUAUCGAUCCUGGCUGCUGCCGUAGGGUUCCUUUACAUCACAGGCAUUGACCAGCGGCGGCGUGUGUUUCGGCACAAUCUCGUCUUUUUUCUUAUAGUGUGCGAUUUCCUAAAGGCACUGGUGCUUUUAAUAUAUCCAGUAGUAAUAUUGGCUCGGAACGACGUUUAUGGCAUGCCCGCUUUUUAUAACACUCUUGGCUGGCUUAGCGCCUUCGCCAUCGAGGGUGCGGACUUCGCCAUUGCUAUAUUUGCCAUACAUUUUGCACUGCUCAUCUUUGUGCCAUCAUGGAAAUGGCAGAAUCGCUCAACAGGUAACAUGGAGGGUGGCCUUUAUCGCAUGCGCCACUCCCUCUACCCAGUAACUUUUCUGGUGCCAAUGAUCUUGGCAAGCUUGGCUUUCGUUGGCUUCAACACAUUUAUACCGGUGAACUUGAAUGAUAGGGUGGUCUUAGACAACGAUAGCUUUGAUUUUUCUUAUCAGGCCCGCAAAGGCGGUUACAAAGCACUCAGUGCAUGGUGCUAUCUACCACCCCAUCCAGUGUGGUACAGGAUAUGUUUAAGCUGGGGUCCUCGUUAUUUUAUUUUGGUGCUAAUCAUGUUCAUCUACGUGAGCAUCUACAUUUUUGUUUCCAAAGAAAACCGGAAGAUUAAGAACCAAAUUGGGUCCUUCAAAUCCAAAGACUCUCUUGAUAUCCACCGUGCGAGGGACAGUAUGGGGAAAAUACUCACAUUACAACAAAGGCUACUGAUUUACCUGAAGUUCUUCUACAGGAAGUCGAGAAUUCCUAAAAUAAUGAGUGCACUAGGAAACUUCUUUUUCCUUUCAUUAGAGGACUACCGUCACGAAGAUUUGACGGAGCGCGAGUCAUCAGAUCAAGCUCUUGCUUCUCUCAGAAGAGCGAAUGGCGAUGAUGUUACGGCCCGAGCUGCAUCGGACCUAAACUCGAAUUAUAUUCCAUUGAGCCUUGCGCGUCGCAACGUAUUAUCUUCAUUAAAAGCUUCAAACAAACGCUUUAGUUGCUCGUGUCCUACCCUCCCCAGAUAUCGGCUGCAAAGACGCGGUGGCUCGGUGGGUAAUCUUAGAACAGCAUGCUCAAGUGCAGGCUCAACAAGAAGGCAUUCAGUGAAUGUUUCUGCUUUUGGCGAUUCAGUCUCAACGACAAACGUAUUUGAGCCGCCGCACCAACUCUCAAACGAAGAACCAAAUUGGAAUAAAGCUUUAGGAGUUCCAAGCAGAGUUGGCUCGAAAAACUCACAAAGUGGGCUAACAGCAUAUCCAAAAACCAAUAUGACCUCAUCAUCGCUUCAAGCAACCAACAGUUUUGAACGCAGCUUUAACUUCGAAAGACAACAAAAUUCCACGAACCUUUCACCUGUUAGAUCGGUUGCUUCAAACCGUGAUAGUUCUUUUAGGACGGCACCAGUGCACUUAAAAAAUACUACAAGUCGGACACUCACACGUCUGAAUGCAGACCCUGACGAUCCUGACGUGAUUGCCCUUGAUACCAACCAUCUUAAUGGUGUCAAGCAGAACUUUCAAUCUGAAACUUAUCAGGAGUUCAAAAAGCGCAGGGCUCAGAUUCAAAAGCAAAUGAGGGCAAUAUUCAUUUAUCCAUUCUCCUAUAUUCUGAUUUGGACAUUUCCGCUGGCCGUAGAUGUCAUUCAGUACCGUUAUGAAAUAGUGCAUGGUCCAGUUGUAUGGCUUGAAUACAUUGCCACUUUCAUGCAACCACUAAGUUGCUUCGUGGAUGUUAUGGUGUUUAUUUACAGGGAAAGACCUUCGCGACAUUCUUGGGCUUCAAUAACAAAAAAUGAGCUUUUGAAUACUUACUCGCUGAAAGGGGAAUUAGGUGAGCAAAAAAUUCGCGAGCUUUGCAACAGCGAGCUGGGGAAAAAGGGAUGGUAUUAUCGUGGAAGAUGGACAAAGCUCGGGUGUUGGAGGUAUAAACCUCAGAGGUGGAAGCGCGUUGCAUGGUUCAUCUACCGUUUUGUAAAAGGGUUUGUCAAAAAUAAUUACGAUUUCAGCGACAAUUGCUAUGAUGCCACUUAUUGGGAGGCUCAUUAUACAGGCAAAAGUCCUUCCGAGAAUAUGGGCAGCUCUAAUAUGCGCUGUUCUGAAGCUUUGAAAGAAAUUUUGGAUGUCAACAAUACUAGAAAGGACUCUUAUUUCUCUGGUUCGACUAGCGAGUAUCUUUACGAGAAUUCUGGCUUCGUGAAAGUGCCAUUAAAGUGGCGAAUUUUGCACUGUUUGCCUAUGCUGGAGGGCGUUGAUCUUGAUGAACUCGAGUAUCAGCUGCGGACCUCUAAUAACAGCGGCAACUUCGAAAUUCCGGGCUUGAAUCUUGCUGUUAACAACUUUGGUAAGAACAAAAACGAGGAUAACUCAAACUCCUUUUUUAAGCCGGACUACAACAUGACCAAUACCUCUGCUGGGGGCCCAAAAUCUCCGUCAGCAAGACCACAACCUGUCACCGCGAAGCACAGUUCUUCUUCAUCGUCUUCGCCGUUACACAGCCUUAUUUAUGAGGGAUCUGGUGGCAGGAGAAGAUUCUCAUCAGCUAUAUUUGGGGACGACUCUCGAAAUAAUUUUACAAAUUCUAGUCAAGAUCAAGAUAUCAACGAGGAAGACUCUUCAGGCAAACAACUGGGCUUAAUGGACUUUUUAAAGGGCUAA
Molecule: messenger RNA, 2853 nt
Organism: Lachancea thermotolerans CBS 6340
Lineage: Eukaryota; Fungi; Ascomycota; Saccharomycetes; Saccharomycetales; Saccharomycetaceae
Gene: GPR1
Product: Gpr1p
Exons: 1
Coding region: 1-2853 (950 amino acids)
Biological process (GO): adenylate cyclase-activating G protein-coupled receptor signaling pathway
Cellular component (GO): plasma membrane
Molecular function (GO): G protein-coupled receptor activity
Source: RefSeq, a predicted model, not a curated record